Molecule: messenger RNA, 923 nt
Organism: Phalaenopsis equestris
Lineage: Eukaryota; Viridiplantae; Streptophyta; Magnoliopsida; Asparagales; Orchidaceae
Product: GDSL esterase/lipase At2g23540-like
Exons: 4
Molecular function (GO): hydrolase activity, acting on ester bonds
Source: RefSeq, a predicted model, not a curated record
UUAUCAGGUGAGGAGUUAGGACAGCCAAACUAUGCACCACCAUUUCUAGCUCCAACUACUAAAGGCUCAGCCAUACUGCAUGGCGUGAACUACGCUUCUGGAGGAGGAGGAAUUAUGAAUCAAACCGGAACAAUAUUUAUUAAUAGGCUUGGAAUGGACGUCCAGAUAGACUAUUUUAACACCACCAGGAAGCAGUUUGAUGGAUUGCUGGGCAAAGAGAAAGCCAAAGAGUAUAUAAUGAAGAAGUCCAUAUUCUCCAUCACCAUAGGAGCUAAUGAUUUCCUCAACAACUACCUCCUUCCUGUUGUGUCUGUGGGGCAAAGGAUCUUAGAAACUCCAGAUACGUUUGUUGAUAAUCUUAUCAGAAAUCUAAGAGUACAGCUAUCGAGGCUCUACUCUCUUGAUGCAAGGAAGUUUGUGAUGGGAAGUAUCGGACCAAUUGGUUGCAUACCUUAUCAGAAAACGACUAACCCGGUCGGCUCGACCGGCUGCGUCGAGCUACCUAACCAAAUGGCUCUAAAAUACAACGCCCGUUUGAAGGACUUGCUCAUGGAACUUAAUGAGAACCUUCCUGGAGCCACAAUAAUACAUGCAAAUGUCUAUGAUGUUGUGCUGGAGCUCAUCAAAAACCCCCAAUCAUAUGGUUUCAAGUCUUCAAGCUCUGCUUGCUGCAGCAAUGGACCAAUGACUGGGAUAGUGCCGUGCGGGCCAACUUCUCUCAUGUGCCAAGAUCGUUCAAAGUAUUUAUUUUGGGAUCCAUAUCAUCCGAGUGAAGCGGCUAAUGUUAUUAUAGCCAAGUACUUCCUUGAUGGGGAUACCAAUUACAUAUAUCCUAUGAACCUUAGACAGCUUAAAGAUCUUUGAGAUUUUUUAUGUUUGGGCAUUUACAUACAUGGCAACCAAUUCUUAUAUAUUUAUAUAUC